Messenger RNA from Pipra filicauda (Wire-tailed manakin), 9226 nucleotides. It is a transcript of the gene PRICKLE1, whose product is annotated as prickle planar cell polarity protein 1. Gene Ontology annotation, molecular function: zinc ion binding. The record is from RefSeq and is a predicted model, not a curated record. Lineage: Eukaryota; Metazoa; Chordata; Aves; Passeriformes; Pipridae. The transcript has 8 exons. Bases 5333 to 7828 code for a protein of 831 amino acids.
UCCCACCAGGCGGGACGGGGAAGGGAAGUGGUGGCGCCUCCCGGCAGGGGCAAGGCUGGAGGAGCUCCCCGCCGCCCCUGCCCUCGGAAGAGUCGUGCCUGGCGCUGGCCCCUCCUCGGGACCUGCCGGGCACGGGAGGGAGCCGCGGGGAGCUGCCGGCGCCUGGCCGGGUGCGCGGGUCUGCGCAGCCCCGGGUCUCGGUGUGAAACUGCCGCCGACGGGGCGCGGGUCGGGUCUGCAGCCGGCAUCGCCUCUCCUGCGCCGCCUGCCCCGGCUCCGCGGCAGCCUGGCCGCUGUUUUGGUGCCGUACAGAGGUAAUUUGCGGUUACUUGUAUCCGCUCUCCCUGGAGGCAGCUCGGCCGGAGGGGCAGGGUGAGUGGGUGGGUGCCAGUGGAUGCCGGUGCCUUCGCCCAUCCGGCUGCAGAGCGUGGGGAGCCGAGGGGCUGGAGGCGCCUCUGCCCCACCGUAACGUCUUUGGAACUUGGUCAGGAUAGAUAGAACCCCACCUGUCCUUCAGGGAGCUCUGCCUACUGAGAACGGCACCGUCCCGGCUCCUCCGGGAUAAGCGCUCGCGGCGGGACUGUCGAUACACAAGGCUAGGCGCAGAAUUUUUUUAUUUUUCUAUUCUUUACAAUUCCAGCCUUGUGACUUAUUGAACACUUUCUUCAAGUGUUUUCACUGGAAACUUGUCUCAAAUGAGGGCUGUGAGCCCUAACAAAGAAGGGUGUUGUUCGAGAGCCAACAGGUGACGGGGUGAAACCUGAGUAUAUGUGUACAUUGGAGUAAAGUCUGGCUGCUGUUUAAAAUAGAAUUUAAAAAAAUCAAUGGGAGACUGUAAAAGGCAAGAUUUCUUUCUUUCUAAAUCUGUACACCCUCCUAAGGAGAGAGGGGGGAAGCAUCCGUGAGAAUACGGCUUCCUCGGCUGGAAGUUUGGGUCUUGCCUUACUGCAGUGUGCGCUUGAGUUUCCAUCAGCGCUGGAAAGUGCCAAGGAUAACACGGCCAAAUCAGAUGUGUUGGCGUGGGGCGAUGCUUUGUCAUGGGGCUUCCUCCUUUUGUUAAUGGAGGUAGGCUGUCUUUGCAGUGUGGCUCGUCAAAAGAAAAUACCCUGAAAAGGAUAGUCUGAUUUUCAGUUGGAAAAGUAAUCUUUGCGCUGGAAUGCUAGAGGAGGAAAGCAGUUAACUCAUCUGUCGGUCCUUGUUCGCUGGCUAAUGAAAGGGAAAAAAGUUCUUACUUGUAGGGUCCAUCUGGAGGUCCGUCGAAUGGAUAAGUAGACAGGCUCCGUUCUUUCCCCCACUGCUCUGGGUAGUUCGUUACUCAAAGGAGUCAACAGAUGAAGAAGUCGCUGGUACUGAUACAGAUUCUGAUCAUCAGUUGGAUCCAGAUUUUCCAAGCACAGAGCUAUAGAGGUCACUGUAAAUAUGUUACUUGUUCUGUAGCUAGGGAAUGGGACUUCCUGAUGAUGUGCGUAAUACAUAUUGGAAAUAGUCUUUGAAUUAUUAAUAGGUUACUUUGUGGUUGUUUAUUGCUGCUGUAUUACGCCCUUCCUCUUCUAAUGUAGUUAUCUUGCACCAGGGAUUAAAUACACAGGUGAAUGAGCUGGCCACGCUAAUCUUAACUUGUUGAGCCUUCAUUGUGAAUGGAUGCAUGUGAUAUGCAUCUUGUAUCCCCUACAGCCUUGUUAACAAGCCUUCUAACAAAAAAAGUUGUUAAAACAAUUUACCCUGCAGGACAGAGUAAAACAGCAGGGGAUGGGCAAGGAGAUGUUUGUCUAACUGUGCUCACAAAUCAUGACCUUUCUAUCUGGUCAGGGGGGAACAUAAUCAGUGAGCUGGAAAUCCUAGCACAGGGAUAACCUUCAAAUGGGCUUCAGCAACAACUUUGUUCUAAGUUUGAUAUCCCAAUAUUUUUUGGACCCAUAGGUUUGUAAUUAGGAGUGUAGUUUGUCUUUGCUUCUAAGGAAUUUCUCAUAUUAUGGUUGUUUUAAUUCAUCAGUGGAAAAAACACAUUAAUUGCUUUUCUUUUUAAAUCGAAUUUAGCUGUGUAGUUCAAUUAUGUUAUUCAUAGUUGUCAACCUGCCAGUGAAUACCUCCUUGUAGACUAUAAAGCCUUUUUUAAGAGGUAGUAUUUGAACAGAGCUGAAACCUCAAAAUGUUCCACAGACUUCAAGAAAGCAAAGCAAAACAAAACAUCCUUGCUGUGUUCUGUAGGUGUCAUGGCAGGAGAAGAAAACAUACCUUUCCACUCAUCCCUUGGAAAGCACUUAUUUUUUCAGCUGUUGUUUAUAUUCAUUUGAAUCCUCCUUAGGAUGUAAUCAUUUUAAACAGAUCACUUUGAAGGAUGAGUGUGGUUGGAAGGCAGGGAGGAAAAACCCUGUAGUUUUAAAAUGCAAACCAAAUCACACUUGAGCAGGAGAGGAAGAAGAACUCCUAAACAAGCAAUUGCUAAAAUAGUUCUGCAGAUAGCCUGCUGUUAAACUAGGCUGGAUUAGAAACCUUGCUCUCAGCAACACCACGGUAUUUGUGACAUGGCCAUAUUGAUACGUGAUGUACUGUCAGUCAUUUUAUAGCCAGCUUUGCGUUUGCUCUAUGGGAGCAUUUUUCUUUGAAAGUGAAUUAUGUCCUUUUGAGUAAUCUCAGUUCACUGAAGAUUUGUGAACGUUGCUUUGACCAUUUCCAGUUGCCUUAUCUGGGGAGGAGAACCCUGACAAUAAAGUUGCAUUUUAGAGUUGGAGGUAAGGAGUAUUUUUCCUUUAUUCUCUAUCAGCCUAACUUUCAACUGUCUUGUAUGACUGGAAACUGGACCUGUGGGUCUGUGGUUUCCUCUUGUUGGUGUGCAAGCUCUCUUAAAUGGAUUGGUCAGAGGACGCCCAGGCAGGACCAGUUUCUACAGAAAAGCAGUCUGGUCUCUUACCAGUGCCUUGUCUUCCUUAGGAAUUAGGCAGCGCUCCUACACUUACAUACCUUUGCUAGUUGAAAUCCUGAUGUUUCCCAGCGCUGCUUUUUGCAGUGUGGAAGUAGUAUUUAGCCUUAGUAUUCAAAAUACUCAGCAAAGUUAACACAUCACCAUGCGUUCAGAUUUUGGAUUGUUUCCUUGCCUUUCAAGAGAAGUAAGUCAGAGAAGUUAAUCUCUGAUCUUGCAGAGAAAGGGUUUUGCACAAUCAAUAUGAAGCGAUUACUCAGUUACUGGUGGGCUUGUGAGCGUUUGGCAUUGUGUGAAUGAGGCAGAGGUACACUCUGCUCAAGUGCCGAGGCACUGCCAGAGCUUAACCUGUCUCUUUGCCUAAAUUAUGUUUCAAGUCUGCUUUGUGUGGUGCGCGGUUGAGGUCAGGCUGCCUAAUGAAAUAUUGGCAAAGACAUUUCACCUACUGACUCCUUUUAUUCCUGGUUUAUUGGGCAGGAGUCAGUUCUUGAAAACUGACUGUUUGACCACCACAAGUUCUUGCGUUGCGAUGCCAUAAGAAUUGGAAAUACCAGCUUAGAUGUCAGUGAGUGACACAGUAUUGUAAAUUAGAUAUCUGUCUCUUUCUAAGGGGAAAUGGUAAAACAGUUCAUCUGCUGCUGAGAUAAUAUUGGAAGGAAUUGGGCUUCUCGGUGAUCCUCAUAGUGACUUUUUACUUAAGAGUUAUUUGGAUAUAGAUGAUGCAGGACACAAGCUGCCAAUCUGAGCAUCCCCAUCCCUCAGCAACAGUGAGCACUGUUGCCUCUUUUUGCUAGAGUGAUUUCCUAAGUGCAUCACAGCAUUCCUCUAUCCUUCCUUCCUCAAACCCCAGUUUUAUGCAAGCAAUAACAAAAACAUACCUGAUGCUUAACUUUACUUCCACUGGUAAGUUGAAAAGGGAAACAGUCUCUUGUCUUGUCAUUUGUUUCUGAAGGCAACUAAUUCAAGGGAUAUAGUAAGUACCAGGAAGUCUGUUUUCUAUUUGAAAUACAUGUGAUUGAGUUUGGUUAUACUCACCUUCCUUGAGAAAGAUGGUGAUAUGGCAGUGUUAAACUCAGAAGCUGUUUUACUAACCUUCAGUUGUUCAACUUGAGUAAGAUUUCAGGCAUGUGCCUGACAGCUCACCAGCUUUCCAGAAAUAGCCUGUUCUCCGAAGGGAAGUUGGCAGGUUUGCUUGCCCCAUCAAAUAUUAAAUUAAUCUCUUAUUACAGUGCAGCUAUGAAGUGUGUUGGCAUCUCAGCCAUGCACCAAAAAUAAUGCCUAUGUUUUUGAACCAGAAGGUUUUGGAGUAAAGUUAAAUAAUUUAAUUUCUAUGAGCACUAGCCCAGUGGAAGAGUAAAGUAAUGCCAUCUCUUUUUAUUGGGUGUGGGAAUGUAUAGAUGUAUAGAAAAUAGGAGUAGAUAAGACCGUAUACUACUGGGUAUUGUAAUUUCUGUGAGUUUGUUGCUCUGGAUGCAUGUGGGCACUUUUUAUGGAACAGGUUUAGUUUAUGUGCUGAAUCAUCAGAACUUGGCACUAACCAGUGCCUGAUACUUGAAGGAGAAACUCCUGUUGAGUAACCAACAAAAUAGUUGGGUACACAGUCUUAAAUCUUCCAUCUGUGAUCUAUCAGCAACUUACUUUCUCUAAUAUGGUGGUGAUAUACUGGAUAUGUAAUAACAUGGGACUCAACAGAAGUUUUUAGAGUGCUCUCCACAUUAGACGCACCAGCAAGGUUAUAUGGCAAGGAGAUUAGAAUUUUCUGCUGCUCAGAUCUAGCACUCACAAAAUUGGAUCUCUGUUUAGAUAAAUAGGUGGAAGAAUGUCCUAAAAUGGGGAAGACAUAGGUCAUGUGUAAUGUGGUACUGUUACAGCAAACUUGUUCCUACCCUGAGUGGUCAGGAUGUCUGCCAUUUUAGGACACAUCCUCUGUGGGUUUGGUUAUCUGUAUUUUUAUGUAUAUAUAUAUAUAUAUUCAUUGAAAUUCCUCAUCUGAAUUUCCUAAGAACUGCUAGACAUUCUAAUGUAAGAUAUUUAUCUUAAGCUUUUUACUACAGACUGCUAUGGAUCUUGGUGAGAGCCUUCUUUGCCAGUUGUUACUCAAAAUGAUCCCAGUGAUAUUAAUCUUUGCAGGCUUCAUGAAUCAACAGAAGCAUCACCCUGUAGGGUUUUAAAUUGACAGAACAAUCAUGAUGUAUUUUACAGAGACUAAUCUGGCAUAAUUGAAUUUCAGAUAUUUAGCAGGACCAACGCCCUUCCGCUCCCAUACAGCUGAAACAAAGUUCUCAGAGGAAUCCAGCAGAUGCUUGCUGCUCUGUGCCUACCUUGUGAACAACAGGAUGCUACUUGCACAACUAUCUUUUCCCAAUCAAUUUCUUGAUGAGCUGCAGCUGAAAUAUUUAACACUUCACACUCAUGCCACUGGAGAUGGAGCCCAAAGCCAAUAACCUCGUUUUUGGGUGUCAGCGAAGCUCAACCUCUGAUGAUGACUCUGGCUGUGCCUUGGAGGAAUAUGCUUGGGUUCCCCCAGGCCUCAGACCAGAGCAGGUCCAGCUGUAUUUCGCCUGCUUGCCAGAGGAGAAGGUCCCUUACGUUAACAGUCCUGGAGAGAAACACCGGAUUAAACAACUUCUCUAUCAGCUGCCACCCCAUGAUAAUGAGGUGAGAUACUGCCAGUCUUUAAGUGAAGAAGAAAAGAAGGAACUGCAGAUAUUCAGUUCUCAGCGCAAAAAGGAGGCACUUGGCCGAGGCACUAUUAAACUACUCUCAAGAGCAGUGAUGCAUGCAGUUUGUGAACAGUGUGGUACAAAAAUAAACGGCGGUGAGGUUGCAGUUUUUGCCUCGAGAGCCGGGCCUGGUGUGUGCUGGCAUCCCUCGUGUUUUGUGUGCUUCACAUGCAAUGAGCUGCUUGUUGACCUUAUCUACUUCUACCAAGAUGGAAAAAUUCACUGUGGCAGACACCAUGCUGAACUUCUCAAACCUCGAUGUUCAGCCUGUGAUGAGAUAAUUUUUGCUGAUGAGUGUACAGAAGCUGAAGGUCGCCACUGGCACAUGAAGCACUUCUGUUGCCUUGAGUGUGAAACAAUCCUGGGUGGACAGAGAUACAUCAUGAAGGAUGGGCGACCGUUCUGCUGUAACUGUUUUGAAUCUCUCUAUGCAGAAUACUGUGAGACCUGUGGGGAACAUAUUGGUGUUGACCAUGCUCAGAUGACCUAUGAUGGACAGCACUGGCACGCCACAGAAGCUUGCUUUUCUUGUGCUCAGUGCAAGACCUCUUUGCUUGGCUGCCCUUUCCUUCCAAAGCAAGGGCAGAUUUAUUGUUCAAAAACCUGCAGCUUGGGAGAGGAUGUUCAUGCCUCCGACUCUUCUGAUUCUGCGUUUCAGUCAGCUCGAUCCAGAGAUUCCAGGAGGAGUGUCCGCAUGGGAAAAAGCAGCCGGUCAGCUGACCAGUGCCGUCAGUCUCUCCUCCUGUCACCAGCUGUCAAUUACAAAUUUCCUGGCCUUUCAGACAAUGCUGAUGAUACUCUCUCUCGUAAGUUGGAUGAUUUAAGCCUUUCAAGGGAAGAGGCAAGCUUCGUUAAUGAAGAUUUCUGGAAAGGAAGAGUAGAGCAAGAAAUGCCUGAAGACCCUGAAGAAUGGGCAGAACAUGAAGAUUACAUGACUCAACUUCUUCUGAAGUUUGGUGAUAAAAGCCUUUUCCAGCAGCCCGCUGAAGUAGACAUUAGAUCAAGUGAACACUGGAUUUCUGACAGCAUGGUCAAGAGCAAGUUGGACUUGAAAAAAAAUAAUCCAAGCCUAGCAAGUAAGAAGUAUCAAUCAGACAUGUACUGGGCCCAGUCACAAGAUGGUUUGGGAGACUCUGCAUAUGGCAGCCACCCAGGCCCUGCCAGCAGCAGGAAGAUCCAGGAGCUAGACAUGGAACAUGGGGCAUCAGGAUACAAACACGACCAAACACCGUGGUAUGGAGGUUCACUCGAAUGUUUGUCUGACUUGAAACAGCAAGAACAAAGUGUUCGAGACUCAAUGGAUUCCUUGGCUUUGUCUAACAUAACAGGGGCUUCAAUGGACGGAGAAGGCAAACCACGGCCAUCUCUCUACUCUUUGCAAACUUUCCAAGAGCUGGAUGUGGAGGACUGUGAGAAGAUGAGCAACAUGGGAACUCUAAAUUCUUCAAUGCUCCACCGGAGCACAGAGUCCUUGAAGAGUCUGAGCUCAGAGUUGUGUCAGGAAAAAGUCUUGCCAGAGGAAAAGCCAGUCCAUAUGCCUGUACUGAGAAGAUCUAAAUCCCAGUCUAGACCACAGCAAGUGAAGUUUUCAGAUGAUGUCAUUGAUAAUGGAAGUUAUGAGAAUCUUGAAAUACGUCAGCCUCCAAUGAGUGAAAGGACUCGUAGGCGUGUUUACCAUUUUGAAGAACGUGGAAAUCGGCCUUCUCACCAUCGCAGAAGAAGUAGGAAGUCUCGUUCAGAUAACGCACUUAACUUGGCCACAGAAAGAAGAAGCUCUCCGAGAGAGAGAUUUCGUUAUUACUCCCCUCAGGAUCAUGAAAAAUUUAUUCAGAAUAGGAGCUCACGUGAGCUUCGGGCAUUUAUUCAAAAUUCAGAGCUGUAUGGACAAUAUGCCCAUACUAGGUCUGACUAUGCACUGAGGAAUCAGGUGGUUGAUAAGUUUUUUGGACUAUAUGGUGAUGAAGAUGACUCCUGGUGUUCAACUUCAUCCUCAUCAUCCGAUUCUGAAGAGGAAGGAUAUUUUCUAGGACAGCCAAUUCCACAACCACGGUCACUGAGAUAUCCAUACUAUACAGAUGAUCUUUCUGGUCCAACUACUGCGUUAUCUACUUCUCAGUUUGGACAAAGGACAACCAAAUCAAAGAAGAAGAGGGGACACAAAGGAAAAAAUUGCAUUAUUUCUUAAUUAAUUCUUAAUAUUUCUUAAUUGGGAAGACCAGUCAACUCUGUAGCUACAGUAUGAACCACAUCUUUUUAUAUUAAUAAUUGUACUUAGGCAAGUUGCUAAAGUUCUUAAUGCUUUGCCAUUGUAAAUGAUAACCCUGCCAGAGUUUACAUUGUACAAGUAACAUUCAGAAAUGUCCCCACACCAAAUGAUCUGCUCAGAUACUGCUAGGUUUACAUACUGUGUUUCAGCUGUCAAAAUACUGUUACUGCAGUUCUUGAUAGAGACUUUUUGUAGACAUUUUAUUUUAUGCUCGCUAUUCACCUACACUGAAUUAUCUGAGAGAGGAUUCAACAAAGAUAAGUAAAUAAAAAUGUCAGUCCUGUGCUGUAGCUAUAUCCACACAGGUGAUCUUUGACUUUUUCCUCUUGCUGCCAAGAAUAAGAAGGCUCUAUGCUGUGUCUUUUCUUCACAGAUAAAGCUCACUCUUCCUCUUUCAAGUUUCCACACAAAAACUGGAAUUUUAUUUUUUUUUAAUUUGGGAAAACGCUCCUUAAAGAGGUAAAAAUCAGAAUGUGGGAGCUGAAAUGCUUGAAGCCUUGAUGUAUCCUAGAGCAACAGUAAAUGGUUUAUACACUUAACUGUCAUGGGUUUUCCUCCACAAUUUUUUGAGAAAGUGUAAGGUGGUUGUUUUGGAUUUUGGGGUUUUUUUGUGCCUGCUUAAAUGAAGCUAUUAAUUCGGCUGCUGGAACUGGACUUAGCUGCCAAUGAGUGGUGAUGUUUCUUCUGUCGUGCCCCCCACCCCUCAGCAGUGAGAGAGGUAAAACUGCUGGAGUCCUUUGCUCAGGCAUGUAACCCCAUUUAAGUCAAUGAAUCUACUUACGUAACAAAUAUUUUCAUAAGGGCUUAAAGGAUUAGGCUCCAGAAUUGUGUCUUUUCACAUGCAUUAUCCAGGUUUUAAAAUGUAUUAGCUGCAAUUCUAAGUCAAAAACAUUGAUAUUUAUAAUGUAGUAUUUCAUAGGCUUAAAUGUAUUCAUAAUUUAACAGUGCAAAUACUAAUGUACAUAUUGUACAGUUAAAAUUUUAAAAUCUGAAUAUUUUUAUAUCCCUGAAUUUGAAGAAGUUUGUUACAAGAUCAAACUAGAUUUGUUAAGGGUUUAACAGCAGCAUUAUGGAUGAAAUAUUGCUUGUAUUUUAGUCAGGGGGUUUAAGCUGAAAAAUAUUGAAAAAUGUUCAGUGCAAAACAGCUUAAUUUUGUCUACUAGGUAUUAAAAGCUCUGUAUGCAUGGUGGGGCUAUGUAAAUACUCUCUAUGGCCCUCUUAAUCUUGCAAGUGUUAUUUAUGGGUCAAGCAAAAUGUAAACUAUAUAAAUGUAAAAACCACACAAGCCUGGAAUAUAUCAGUACAACCAGUAUGCAA